CCGCGCCUUCCCGCUGGGUGACGCCGCCGCCCCGCGCCGCGGAGGCGGGACCCGGGCACGGCGGCGUUCGUUCGAGGAUUAUGUUGUGCUAGGUGGGAGGAGCGUUUUUCAUCAGGGACUUGGACUGUUUCAAGCAUUUUUAUGUGCACAGGAAUUAAGAUGGAUGAAAUGUUUCCUUGGUCAUAGCAGCAGCAGGACAUCUAAGGAACAUUGUCGUAACUGUUAAAGGGCAUAAUGCAGAAUCCAUUAACAGUUUCUGCAGGUGGUGUUUUUUUGCAUGCUAAUCCUGCAGAGAAACAUUGUGUCCAACAAAGUAUGCUGGGUCAGCAAAAGCAAGAAACUUGUGCUGGAAAGACAGUAUCCACAGAUAAACAGAAAUCUCCUUCGGAUAUAAUACAAAAUUUUCAGAAGAAAAGUCAGUUUAGGACCAUUGCUCCAAAAAUGGUACCAAAAAUUUUAACAUCUGGAGUGGUUCCUUGCCUUCAGUCAUCUUUGCCUGAGCCAAUGACACCAAUUUCAGCUUCAGGUUCCAAGCCCCUGGUGGUGCCAGCUCAGAACUAUGCUGUCAUGCAGGUGGCUGCUCACAAGGGCACAUUUUCCCUCUUGGCUGUGCCGUGUGUUGCUCCUGCCCUAACACAGCAAGUUCAGCAGUCGACUGUGGCCCCCUCUGAAAACCUAAAGCUUCCCAUCCCCAGGUACCAAUCUGUAAGAAAUAAAUUGCUGAGUGACAAAAAACCAGCACAAAUAUCUGGUGUGAGUGCACAUAACAAGAUUCCUACCAAAGCACUGAUCUCAUCACAGACUUCCCCCAUGACUGCUCUACCUGAAGACUGUCCUGAAGCUCAUUCUAGUUCAGAUUCAGCUGAGAAAGGGAUGAUAACAGACUGUGACUCAGCUGAAACUGAAGUUGCCACAUUAGCAAAUAAAAGCAAUUGUGUGAAAUCUGGAUCUCUUUUAAUGAACAAAACUGAAAUUGCUAGCAAUAAUAUUUCUGGACCAUCUGUAGUUGAAGACUCUCCAUCCAAGCCAGCACGGACAACUUAUUCCAUGAAACUAAGUCUAGACUCUGUGAAGACAACAUUGGAAACCACAAGAGAGUCACUCCUGACAUCUGAGAAACCAAAGGGAAAACCCACUAAUUCUGCAAAUCCUGUUGCUGUCUUGUCACCAACAGUUUUUGGCAGUACAAUUCAGAUGACUCCAUCAACACCAAAAGGAAAACUUCCUAUUUUGCCUUACUCAAGAAUGAAAAAUUCAGUGUUCUGUGAAUCUAAGCAGAAUGCUAAUGCUGUGGAUAUACCUGUGGAUAUAUCAGUAAAAUCUGAAUGUGAAAAGAAACCAUCUUUGAUGAAAACCAAAGCCUUUGAUAAGCAAUUAGGUGUAUCAUUUACACAAGUUCCUAAACAAACCAUCCGAGAAAAUACCUUCUCUCCAUCCAGCAAAGUGGAUGAUGUUGACAGUCUUAAAAAAUUGAACAGUGCUACCUCUAAAAGAAGAGGCAGGAAGAAAAAAGCUCCGGAAGAUUCAUUGGCUUUUCAGGCCAAGAGAAUGAAAUGCAUCAUUAGUAAGUUUAGAGAAGGAAGAGAGAGGGCAAAGGUUGAUACUCAGACACCUGAAGACAAUAAAGCAGCCACAAUGAAAAAAUACCGCAGUAUCAGACCUAAACCAGUGGUAGUUGUGCAGGGGUUGGCACCACUGGCUCCUGCAGCAAUCGGAGAGACACCAUCUCAUGAGCAAGAGUUAUUUUUAAAUGGUUCACUCACCAAUAAAUGUGUAAGUUCCAAGCACAGUGAUGUUACAUCAGCUAAAUCAAGUGGUCUAAGUAGAAAUCCAUGUUCAGCCGUCCCUAAGCUGCCGCACAGGUGCCAUGUUUGUAACCACACGUUCCAGUUCAAGCAGCAUCUCCAGUACCACAUGAAAACGCACGCGAGCCGGCGGCCCUACAGCUGCAGCAUCUGCAGGAAGACGUACAUCUACUCUGGGAGACUGCGCACCCAUGUGAAGCUGCAUCACAACGAGGGCAAGCCCAAAAAGCUGGUGUGCUGUGAAUUCUGUGCUAAAGUGUUUGGCCAUGCGAGAGUGUACUUUAGCCACCUCAGAGAAGUGCACAGGGUUGUUAUCAGCACAGAGCCCUCCAUUAGCGAGCAACAGAUGCAAGAUACUUUAAAGAAGAGAGACAGGAAUAUGAAAGAGGCAGAAGAAGCUACAGAGAGGGGAAGUAAGUGCAAUUUUGAGGACCUAUUCCAUAACCCGGGAGGAGUGAAAUUACAGGUCAAAUGUGGUCGAUGCCAGUUUAUUGCAGAGUCUUUUGGUGAAAUUAAGUUUCACUUAUUGUGUUGUCAUGGAGAAGAGAUUCAGGGAAGAGUUAAGGAAGGGGAUUUGCAAGGAAGCAGAGGAACAAAGAGGGAACUGGUCAUGCAUACAACCCACGUGUGGAAACAGCACAGUGAGAGAAGACGUUUGGCAAAGUGCAGUCCCCGUCAGGAGGAGCUGUGUUCUGUUCCAAAACCGAAGAGACAGAUACACUUCCACCAUCAAAAUAAUGUCAGUAUUUUACCUAAAAGUGUACCAACUCAGUCAGGAGGUACUGAGGCCUCCAAGGAGAUGCAAAAUGUGGGGUUUGGUACACCAAAGAAAAAAAUAGAAUUUUGCUCUAAAGGAGGCUAUAACUGCAUUUUAUGCAAACAGUUAUUUGGAAGAAAAGAGGAUCUUUGUAAUCAUUGGCAGAGUCAUCAUAAUUGUGAAGACCCUUCCACUUUAUGGACAAUUUUUACUUUGGUAUCGAAACCAGGAGUUACUGAACUUUCUGAUAAGGGUGAAUAUUGAAGCUCAACUCUACAGUGUAUGAAAAACAUUAAUUACCUUACCAAAUUGUUUUUUCACUAUCUUGCUAAACUAACUCAACGGAUGUAUCACUUCAAAGGUUUGUUAGCUGGAUUUGUUUGGGAUAUUUUUUAAAGUAGUACUAACCUUUAUUUUGGAGACUUGAAAAGGUGUUUAUUCCAUAUCAUUCCAGAUGGGUACAUGGAAGCUGAUUAUGAAUCCUUGUACUUAAAAUUUAUGCUUAAGAAACUUUAUAACAGCAAAUACUCAACACUAAUGGUAACCUCAAGGAAAUAUAUUUGUGAAUUAAAUUAUUAUGUAUGCCCAGAAAUAAAUCAAUUUAUAUGAAGUAAUCUCCAUCUAAAGUGAAAUUACAAACCUGAGUGCAAGUCAGGUCCCAGCUAUGCUUCCAGAUUUUGUGGUAAAUGCAUAUUUCCAUACAGUUCUCUCGUUCAUUUAAAUGUGCAUACAUGCAACUGGCACUCAGGAGCUUUAUAGUCUAUAAUUAAAGAACUUUUAGUUCUUGUUUUCUUGAUUUUAGUGUCUUCAAACCUGUUCAUUGCUUGUAGGUGUUUUUGGUGUUCAGUUCUCUCCUGGUAACAGCAAGGAUCUUUGUAUUUUAGAAGUAAAAACUCUACAUGUGUUUAUUUCCCUGUAGCUUUUUGGUUGAAGAUGAGUUGCCACACAUUAAGAUGGAGCCCAGCACAUUUCCAAGGGGGCAGGUCCUGUCAGACUGUAAAGGGGUGGAGUUCUGGAUCUUGGUUUUGAUGAAAAGGUCAUUGAAACCAUUGAAUCCAACUUGAAACUGGUGUUUCAACUCUUAAAACCAUAUUUCCUCUGAAUUAUUUGGAGAGCAAUAGUGAAGGCAAGUCUAAGAAAUCACUACAUCACUCUCCAACAGAAGUCAGAGCAAGCUGAAAAAUAUACCAGUACUGUCCCUACAGUACUACUCUAUUCAUUCCUUGCUGUGGUCAACUGUAAUUGAGGGAUUGCAAUGAUUAAAGAGUCAUUCCUAAAAUAGCCUGUUUUCUAAAAAUUAUGGUGAUGAAAACAUGAGAAGAGAUCUAAAAAUAUUGAGCUUUCUGUGUGGGAUUCCACAAGCUGUUGCAAUAUUUUGUGUACAUAUUUUGUUUUUAAACAGUAAAGGCAAUCUUGAUGACCUAA
Molecule: messenger RNA, 3987 nt
Organism: Catharus ustulatus (Swainson's thrush)
Lineage: Eukaryota; Metazoa; Chordata; Aves; Passeriformes; Turdidae
Gene: ZNF438
Product: zinc finger protein 438
Exons: 7
Coding region: 235-2826 (863 amino acids)
Biological process (GO): regulation of transcription by RNA polymerase II
Cellular component (GO): nucleus
Molecular function (GO): sequence-specific DNA binding; DNA-binding transcription factor activity, RNA polymerase II-specific
Source: RefSeq, a predicted model, not a curated record